AUGGUCGGCGUCGUCGAGCAGUUCAGCCACCUCCGCAAUGCACCGGGGAGCGCACUAGGCCUGUUCGGUCUUUUACGGUGGAUGAAGAAAAUCAUCCCGGGGCGCCCAAGUUCUACGAACUCUAUACAGGGCGGAUUUGGAGAAUUCAUCAACGGCAAGCCCGUUCAGGGCCCGAUGGGUCCCCCUGCUGUCAAGCCCAGCCGAAAACCCAUCAUCAUAUUUUUACUCCAGGCCCAGAUUGGUACUCGUCCGUUGGGCCCCCUUGACCCAUCAACCCUCACGUUUGCAUGCGCACUAUAUCCAUUCACGCUUCCAUCUCCAUCUGAGCUCGCGCUCAAGGAAAAUGAAAUCGUCGCCAUCAUGGGCAAGCUGGAUCCCAGCACCGUGUGGAGGUGGACCCACGGGUGGUUCCCGAAGAAGUGGGUUGAGGUCCUCGAGCGACGAAACCCUGCUGAAGAGGGCAAGAAGGUGGUUUGA
Suillus paluster is the source of this 477-nucleotide messenger RNA. RefSeq lists its product as uncharacterized. Lineage: Eukaryota; Fungi; Basidiomycota; Agaricomycetes; Boletales; Suillaceae. Bases 1 to 477 code for a protein of 158 amino acids. The transcript is spliced from 3 exons. Gene Ontology annotation, cellular component: peroxisome; membrane. Gene Ontology annotation, biological process: protein import into peroxisome matrix, docking. Gene Ontology annotation, molecular function: protein binding. The record is from RefSeq and is a predicted model, not a curated record.